Abrus precatorius (Indian licorice) is the source of this 4100-nucleotide messenger RNA. RefSeq lists its product as uncharacterized. The transcript has 7 exons. The record is from RefSeq and is a predicted model, not a curated record. Lineage: Eukaryota; Viridiplantae; Streptophyta; Magnoliopsida; Fabales; Fabaceae. Gene Ontology annotation, molecular function: zinc ion binding; nucleic acid binding. Bases 195 to 3734 code for a protein of 1179 amino acids.
AAGAACCGCAAAAUCAUGCCAUAAAUGAAUCUGAUGACGACAUGUCUCACAGUACAAAAAAGCUUUGCCACUUUGUAUCCAAUCGCACUCAGUGAACACGCAAUCUCGGAGCGUACAAAGCCAAAUUUGCAUGCAGUUAACUCUUUCGCCAACAUUUUCAGAAUCCUUAUUGCCGCACCCUUUAAAGCAAUAUCAUGAUUGGGGGGUUUCAGAAUAGAGGUGACUGGAACGAUAUAUCAUUUAGAGGUUACAGUCAGAGCCAGUUUACCUACCAUGACCAAAUUCCUCAUUAUGGUUGGGAUUUCCACUAUGCUGGUGGUCCAUAUUUACCACAUCAAACCUCUAGACCGCCAAUUCCUGCUGUAGCACCAAUACACCGGCCACAACCAGUGGCAUACUGUAAAAUUUGUGAGGUUAAGUUGGGAAAUUACAAAAAUGUGGAAGCACAUAACAAUGGAAAGAAACAUCGAAGAAUGUUGGAACUACAUGAGCAAUCAAAAAGACUAAAAACUUCAAAUGGGCAUAUUCCAAAUUCCCAAACGAGUGCAAUAGUUCAACCUAAGACUAUUCUGAAAUCUGGGAGAAAUCAAUACUUGGCAAAAAAUGCAAGUUCUAAAGUUACUAUUUCCAAGCACAAGAAUUACCUGCAGAAAGAUAUAGAGGUGACUACUGAAGUUCCACUUGAAGGAUCUGAAGGGAAACCCAGGGAUAACACUGGGGCAUGGGGUCAUAGUUUCAAGCGUAAGAUUAGUACAGACAAAACUGGUAAAUACUUGAAGACAAAUGAUGGGGCAAGAAGACCCAUGGAAUCGUCAAAAUUUGAUGUCAAUGCUGUAUCAAAUUCUGUAGAAUCUCCCAUUCAAAUGCCUGCAUCAGCACCAACACCUGUGGUGGGAUCAAGUUUUAAGCUAUCACAUCAGCAUGUCUCGGCCUCACAGACCCCGGAGUCAAAAGACAGAGAAUAUAAUGAGAAUCAAAAUCCUAUUGUGGAAAUGAACAAUCAGUCACAUGCCCCUGCAGGUUUUGAUAUUAACGCCCAAACUACACAUGUGAAUUCUGAUUCUACUGCCAUAGCAACAGGACCACCAAAAGGGUUUAUGGUUUCUCAAGGAUUUGCACCACAGCCACAAGUUGCAUACUGUAAAAUUUGUGAGGUGAGGUUACCGGGUUAUAAAAAUGUGGAAAUGCAUAACAUUGGAAAGAGACAUCAAAGAAUGUUGGAACAACAAAAGGAAUUACAGGGUCGAAAAGCUUCAAAAGGGCACAUUUCAAAUUCUCAAAUGAAUUCAGUAGUCCAACCUAGGCGAGUUCAGAAGUCUGGGAAAAGAGAACACCAAGUAAAAAAUGUGAGUUCUGAAGCAAGUACUUUGAAGCACAAGAAUUACCUGCCAAAAGAUAUAGGGGUGACUACUGAAGUUCCAGUUCAAGGACCUGAGAAACCCAAGGAUCACACUGGUCUACAGGGUCAUGGUUUCGGGUAUAAGAUUAUAGAACCUGCUAGUAAAUACCUGAAGACAAAUAAUGGGGGAAAAAGGUCCAUGGAUUCAUCAAAACAUGAUAUUCGAAAUCCUACUGCAGGAAAAAAUGAUCAACCACAUGCCCCAGCUGAUUCUAAUAUUAACAACCAAACUGAAGUUGCGAGUUCUGAUUCUGCAGCGAUAGCAAUACCAUCACCAGAAGGGCUUUUGACAUCUCAGGUGGUAUUCACACCACCAGAAGCAGUGAGAUCAAGUUUUGAGCCUCAAACUCAACAUGUUUUACAGACACAAGUGUUAGAAAGUAAACUACAUCAUGAGAUUCAGAAUCUUGCUAUGGAAGCAAAUGAUCAGCUGCAAUCAAUGUCAGUGGAGUUGCAUGCCCCUGCUGGUUCUGAUAUUAAUGCUCAAACUGAUGAUGUGAGGUCUGAAUCUGCAGCAAUAGCAAUAGGUCCACCCAAAGGGCUUACAGAAUCUCGUGCAUUUGAGCUAUCACUACCAGCGGCAUCAAGUUAUGAACCCCAAUUUCAAUGUGUUCUAAAGACAGAAGUGUCAGAAUGCAAAGUGCAUCAUAAGAUUCAGAAUCCUACUAUGGGAACAAAUCAUCAGCCACAAUCAAUCUUGGUGGAGUUAGAUGCCCCUGCUGUUUCUGAUACUAAUGCCCUAACUGAUGAUGUGAGGUCCGAUUCUGCAGCAAUAGGAAUAGGUUCAACAAAAGGGCUUACGAAAUCUCAUGCAUUUGCACUAUCAUUAGCAUCAAGUUUUGAAUCCCAAAUUCAACAGACAGAAGUGUCAGAAUACAAUGUGCAUGAUGAAAUUCAGAAUUCUAUCAUGGAAACAAAUGAGCAGCCACAGUCAAUCAUGGUGGUGUUGGAUGCCCCUGCAGGUUCUGAUAUUAACAGCCAAACUGAUGAUGUGGGUUCUGAUUCUGCAGCAAUAUUAAUAGGACCAGCAUCUCAGGUGUCAGCACCACGACCUGCAGGGGGUUCAAGUAUUGAAUCCCAAAUUCAACAUGCUUUGCACACUGAAACAGAAACCCAAUUAUCUAAAGAACCUGCAGAGGGUUCAAGUUUUGAACCCCAAAUUCAACAUGCUUUGCAUACUGAAACAGAAACCCAAUUAUCAAAAGCCAUAACAGAUUGUCAGAACCAGAAUUGUACCGAUGAGAAAAAUAUUCAACUGCUAGGACUGGUCUUAUUGGAGUCCAAUGCCCCUUCAGCUUACAGUUCUAACACCCAAACUGCAGAUGGAAGUUCUAAAGCUGAACAACUCAUCAAUCAGUCAGGAAAAACUCAGUUGCUUCAGGUAGCUGUUUGUCUUUUGUGUGGCGAUAAAGGAUUUCCAGAGACAUUGGUUGUGUGCAACAAGUGUCAGGUUUAUGCACUUCAUAGGUAUUGCUUAGAUGGGCCUGGGCCUGUAAUUUUUACUGAUGAAGUUAUGUGGUUUUGUGAGGAUUGUGAGCCAAAGGUAGUAGACACAUCUUCUCAUGAUCAAUGUGCUCUUAUCCCAUCUGGAAAAAGUGAUUGUCUGAAUACAGGGAGGGAUGCAUCUCAAGACAGAAUAGAACCAAAAGAAUGCAUAAAGAGAAUAAAGAAAAAAAAGCAGAAGCAGCAAAAUAUUGCAGCUAAGACAAAGGUGCUGUUAUCUGAUAGCCAUGGUUUGGGUCAAUGCAGUAGUAACUGUGAAACGGAAAAGAAGUUUGGGAAAAAGUGUCAACCAGUUCCAAGAGAUGAAGCUAAUACUAGUGAUGGGUCUGUGAUUGAGGCUGUUCCACAGCCUAUUGCUGAUCCGGCCUGGAGGGGAAGUUUGUGCCUCCGUGACCAAAGUUUAGGUACUGUCAUUGAAGUUCUGGCUCAUAUGUCCACUUUAGCAUGUCCCAAAGCUCAUGAAGAAACAAGACUUUUCCCUGAAGUGGUUUGCGGUGACUUACCUCAAAGAUCUGAGGUGUGGCCAAAGUCUUUCAUCGAAUGUAGGCCAAAUAAGGAUAGCAUUGCUCUUUUUCUCUUUCCUGAGAGUGACAGUGUUGAAAGGGCCUUUGACAAGCUGGUUGAUGACAUGAUUAGCCUUGACCUUGCCAUAAGAACUGUGAUUAAAAAUGCUGAGCUUUUAGUUUUUCCUUCUACUUUGCUCCCUAUAGAUUACCGAAGAUUUCAAGAAAAGUACUACUUGUGGGGGGUCUUCAGAGCAAAGAGUGCUUCGCCCAAUACAAAUUAUGAUGCGGUGUGUGGAGAAGAUAAUUGUGUGUCGACAAGCCUUUGACCCGUCAUAACCAUAGUUCCCUCAAAUAUUGAGGACUAGUGGCAGUUCUAGUUCUAGUUCAAUUACACUGUAUUCUUGUGCUUCCAGCCAUUGAUUUAUUAAUGUGUAGCACCCUUUGCUUAAGCUUGUUUGAUCAAACUUUUGUUCUGUAAAUAAGUACUUUUUAUAUUAUUUUUAUGCUUUAAGAAUUUUGAUGAAAAAUCUUUUUCAAUAAACAUAAUUUAAAAAAAUCAACUUUGAUGUGUCUAAAAAAAACAGAGUAGCUGACGGGAAAAAUAAUCUAAACAAUUAUUGUAAAUGUGUGUUUGCAAGAUUAUUCUAAAUAGACUCUAUUUGGAAAAGAAAUAUAUGCCAGCAUUUUGGGAU